ACAGCAGCCGUAAAGUAAAUAGCCAAUAGUCUCAAACGUGGGUAGGUUAGGUGGAAGUGGAUAGAUGUGUUGAGUCCAUUUUCUUGUUUACUGGAAGAUAAUAUAUCGCUUUUAUUCAUUGUAUUUUCUAGUUAGUCGCAAUGGCGUUGUACAACAAAGCAGCCGAUAUUCUUGAUAAAGUUGAACAGAAACGAGGAGCUGUGAAGACUUUGGUGUACGACAGUAAGUUUCAGAACAUCAAACAGCUCUUUGCUCUGGUAUGCGAGACACAGAAGUAUUCAUCAGUAAUACAGGAGAUUAUCGACAAUACGAAGCUGCUCAAAGGAACCAAGCUCCGAAUCAAUCUCGCAAAGGUUCUUGUGUACGACCUGCUCUUUGGCCAAGGGCUCAAAUGUGGGGGAAGCUGGAAGGCGAUGAUCAUGAAGCAUCGAUCACGUCUCCAAGCCUCUCUGGCUAGGAUGAAGGUGAAACAAAAAGUCAGCUGCAAUGAGGACCUGCUACCCGCCAAUGUAAGGAAGCCAGAGGGAAUUCUACUUCCACGUUAUGUGCGAGUGAACACCCUGAAGACAAAUGUGGAGGAUGUCAUUGACUAUCUGAAAAGAGAGGGCUUCUCCUACCAGGGACACGCAAAUGGGAUUCAGGAUUUGUCUGGGCUCCGUGGCAAAGCAUUCGUCAGUGAUUCUGACCUACCAAACCUACUGGUUUUCUCUACAAAAAAAACCUUCCAUGAUCAUUAUCUGUACAAAAAUGGGCAUAUUAUUCUUCAAGACAAGGCUAGCUGUCUGCCAGCGUUUCUUCUGAAUCCCCCUGCUGGUAGCCAUGUCAUAGAUGCCUGUGCAGCACCAGGAAACAAAACCAGCCACCUUGCUGCUCUCAUGAGCAAUAAAGGGAAGUUAUUUGCCUUCGACCUCGAUGCCAAGCGCUUGUCCACCAUGAGCACCCUACUACUCAGAGCUGGACUCACUUGUCAUCAGUUGGCCAAUCAAGACUUUCUAAAAGUGGACCCACAUAAUGCAGAAUACAAAGAAGUGAAACACAUUCUGCUGGAUCCUUCAUGCAGUGGAUCAGGAAUGGUGUGUCUGCGUGAUGGGAGUUCAGAGCUGGCAGAGGAGCAGGCGCAGGCGCAGGAGGCAAGUCGUCUGCAGUCUCUGUCUGCAUUCCAGCUGCGCUGCCUGACCCACGCCCUUCAGUUCCCACAGGUGCAGCGUGUGGUUUACUCCACCUGCUCCAUACACACUGAAGAGAACGAGCAGGUGGUCGCUGCCUGCCUUCAACAAAACCCUAAUUUCAGGUUGGUUCAUCUGCUUCCAGACUGGCCCGAGCGAGGACUGUCCCCGCACACAGAAUGUUUGCGUGCCAGUCCUACCAAGACUCUCACUCAUGGCUUCUUUGUGGCCAUGUUUGAACGACAAGCCAACGGAAGUCAAGCCGUCAACCAGCAAAUUCUCCCUUCCCCAGUAGUGGUUUCCCCCGAUGAUGAUGCGCUUGAGGCAGAGGACAUUCAGGAGGACCCCUGCUCCCCAGAGGAAGAGAAGCAGAACUCUUCAGCUAAAAAGCGCAAGAGGAACAGGAACAGAAGCAGGAAGAAGCAAAGAAAGACAGAGUAACGAACUGCAGUACUGGCCUUGUAGUGAUCUAUUUCAUGGGCCUAAUUCAGUACCUGAAUACUCUCAAGCUCAUAAAUACAGCCCCUUAUGCCUUUGAAAUUUGUCGUCAUGCGUCUGUUAAGAGAAAUGUUUAAAGCACAUCAUAAGCAAAUUUUGUUUUUAUUAGUGCAUAUUAAUUGAUAUCUGUUUUAUACCAAUACCAAUCUGUAUUAUACCAAUUUGAGCAAA
This is a messenger RNA of Clupea harengus (Atlantic herring), 1835 nucleotides long. It is a transcript of the gene nsun5, whose product is annotated as NOP2/Sun RNA methyltransferase 5. Gene Ontology annotation, biological process: rRNA base methylation. Gene Ontology annotation, molecular function: RNA methyltransferase activity. Lineage: Eukaryota; Metazoa; Chordata; Actinopteri; Clupeiformes; Clupeidae. Gene Ontology annotation, cellular component: nucleolus. The record is from RefSeq and is a predicted model, not a curated record.